Molecule: messenger RNA, 4850 nt
Organism: Mesocricetus auratus (golden hamster)
Lineage: Eukaryota; Metazoa; Chordata; Mammalia; Rodentia; Cricetidae
Gene: Pcyt1a
Product: phosphate cytidylyltransferase 1A, choline
Exons: 9
Coding region: 254-1357 (367 amino acids)
Biological process (GO): CDP-choline pathway
Cellular component (GO): endoplasmic reticulum
Molecular function (GO): phosphatidylcholine binding; choline-phosphate cytidylyltransferase activity
Source: RefSeq, a predicted model, not a curated record
UGCGUGGGAAAACGCCGGCUGGGACCGUGCGGGGGCUGUGACUGAGGCGCAGCGGGUCAGUGACAGCCAGGGAAGUGUGAAGCAGGGGCUGCGAGGCUACUGUGACCGAGGUACAAUGACAGCCAGGACGACUGUGACCCAGCGGCGGCUGCUUGUGAGGGGUCUGCGACCCCGGAGCAGCAAACGCGAGGGACUCUGACCUCGGAGAGCACGAGGCAGAGGCUGCGACGGGACCAUGACCGAUUAAAAGAAGAUGGAUGCUCAGAGUUCAGCUAAAGUCAAUUCGAGGAAGAGGAGGAAAGAGGCAUCCGGCCCUAAUGGAGCGGCAGAGGAAGAUGGCAUUCCUUCUAAAAUGCAGCACUACUCAGUUGGCUUACGGCAGCCAGCUCCUUUUUCUGAUGAAAUUGAAGUUGACUUUAGUAAGCCCUACGUCAGGGUAACUAUGGAAGAAGCCUGCAGAGGAACUCCUUGUGAGCGGCCUGUGAGAGUUUAUGCGGAUGGAAUAUUUGACUUGUUUCACUCUGGUCAUGCCCGGGCUCUGAUGCAAGCAAAGAACCUUUUCCCUAAUACAUAUCUCAUUGUGGGAGUCUGCAGUGAUGAGCUCACGCACAACUUCAAGGGCUUCACCGUGAUGAACGAAAACGAGCGCUAUGACGCAGUUCAGCACUGCCGCUACGUGGAUGAGGUGGUGAGGAACGCCCCCUGGACGCUGACGCCCGAGUUCCUGGCAGAGCACCGGAUUGAUUUCGUAGCCCAUGACGAUAUCCCCUAUUCUUCGGCAGGGAGUGAUGACGUGUAUAAGCACAUCAAAGAAGCAGGCAUGUUUGCUCCAACACAAAGGACAGAAGGUAUCUCCACAUCAGAUAUCAUCACCCGCAUUGUCCGUGACUAUGAUGUAUAUGCAAGACGGAACCUACAGAGGGGCUACACUGCUAAGGAGCUCAAUGUCAGCUUUAUCAAUGAGAAGAAAUAUCACUUGCAAGAACGGGUUGAUAAAGUAAAGAAGAAAGUGAAAGAUGUGGAAGAAAAAUCAAAAGAAUUUGUGCAGAAGGUGGAAGAAAAGAGCAUUGACCUCAUCCAGAAGUGGGAGGAGAAGUCCCGAGAAUUCAUUGGAAGUUUCCUGGAAAUGUUUGGUCCAGAAGGAGCACUGAAACACAUGCUGAAAGAGGGAAAAGGUCGGAUGCUGCAGGCCAUCAGUCCCAGGCAGAGUCCCAGCAGCAGCCCUACUCAUGAACGCUCCCCCUCCCCCUCCUUUCGAUGGCCCUUCUCUGGCAAGACUUCCCCAUCCUCCUCCCCAGCAAGUCUCUCUAGGCGCAAGGCUGUGACCUGUGACAUCAGCGAGGAUGAAGAGGACUAACUUUUCAUCCCUGUUCCCUCCCCCUCCCCCUGCCCGUCACCUCCAGAAGCUCUGUCGAAUUCCAUUUUGUGAUCCCAACACUAAACCUAAGGACAUCUACAAAGAAAAGACAAUAGGGCCAGAGGACCUGGGAAUGGGGGAAACAAAACAGCCUGUGCCCUGAGGCCUCCGUCAGCUGAGCACACCUUAGAAGCCUGCUCUGCGUCCAUCUUCCGCCCCAGAACUUGCUUUACUGUUUAUGCUCAUGUAAUCUUGACAGGGAAAUUGUCAUUUUUAUUAAUUGUUUAAAAAUUAGUCUUUCAAAUAUAGUAAGUAGAACUAAUUUUUUGCCCUGAGGAGUGGGCAGAAGAAGGAAGCGUGUACCACACAGAGGCCUUUCUUCCUGACACUAGUGCUUGCCUUCUGUUCUGGAGCAAAGUGGCUUGCCAGAUCCUUCAAAGGGCCAUGCUGAUGCGCAAUUUGGCAAGACUGUGCAAUUUUAACUUCCCUAAAAUACCUAAAGCCUGAAUUAGCUCCUAAUUCCGAGUGUCCUGCUGGCCGUGUAUCAGCAUGGCUGUGGGAAGGAGGAGAUCUAAGCCUCACUUUUCUUACUCCCUGAGGAGUUUCUUUUUGGACACUGAUGGGGACGCAACUGAACCACAGAGCGGCAGUUGUGGUUUUUCUGCUGUGUUCAUCUUCUCAGAAAAUUCUGUUGCCUGUUAUUUGGGAGCUCUUGUCAGUCUCUUUCCUGCAACCUGCCUGUAAAGGAAGGGGCACUGAGGGCUGCUGGGACUGCAGAGGAUGGUGGGAUGAACUCAGUCUAGUGCCAGGGCGGCUGUGGUUGAGUUUCUGCUGGGAAUACAUCCCUCACCCUGCAGCUGCCAUCUCAGCACCAUGCCUGGCUUUAUACAAAGGAUGCUUUGUAAAUGUCCCCAGCUUGAACUUGACCCCUUAACCCAUGUUGCUUAUUGCCAUAUUUAACACUUAGAUUUUCACAGAGCGCACAGGCAAAGCGUCAGAAAACACUUUGAUCUCUAAAACACUUAUUGACCUCUGCUCCUCUUGAGAAUGCUCCAAUCAGUGUCCCAUGGAGACGCUUUAUUCUCCUAAGAACUGUGCCUGGCAGGGACUUCCUCUGCCGCCCCUCCAGAAGCCACAGGCAUGCGUUAAACUGCUAGCACACAGAGGUCCGUGCCCCCUGGCCCACUGUGCUGGUGGUUAUGCUUCCACUCCUGUUGGUUCCAAGAGGAAACAGAACUUGAAUUUCAAUCGAAGAAUGCUGAUUCUCAACACGUGCUACUGAGUGUGAGCUGAUGUAUUCAGACCCCUUUUGUCUCAUCUCAGCUACGGGACCCAGGAGCUCAUCACUGUCAGCCUGUAGCUGCAUUUAGGGCAAAAUUGUUUAUUCCAGGACCUACUUGUCACUCAUAAGUACCCCUUGUGGGGGUGGAGCUUUAGUGUUUUCAGCAAAGAAAACCGCAUUUUCUUUUUCCUUGUACCUCUGCUAGGACUGUGAGCAUUCAUAACAUGGUCCUCCCGAGGCACUUUCUGAUGGGAACUGCUACUUCCUAAGGGUCUGAGGCUAGCACCACACAGUGCCUGCAUGGCAGGCCUACCUAGGCCCUCAACUAUCUUCCAGGCAGGCAGAGCACAGGAGAGGAUCAGAGACGCACAACUUGGUGUCCCGAUGGCCUGUGGAAACUCCAUAACUCCUCAUGAAGUGCUGUUUUCACUAUCAGAUAGGGUGUAUAUGGCCUUGGCCUGGAAUCCUUUGUCAGAGCUGUUGAAAUUAGUGUUUUCUCGUGUUAUGUAGCACUGCAUAGCUCGUUUUAACUGUUCUACUCUGGUCUUCUCUUUGGGGAUCCGUUUCUCUCUGCCUUAUUCUCCUAGGUAUACAAAGGUGAUGGCUUCACUGCUGCCACUCACCUGCUUGUUCUCUCAGUGUGUGCCACCCAAGCUAGCACUGUGGAGAGGGAAAGGAUCUCCAGCAUCAGAGCCUAGACACUGACAAGAUGUGUACCUUAGCCAGACUAGCCUAUGCUCGUGUUCUUGGAAUGUCCCUCACCCUUUCUUUCUUGUCUCCUAACUCAUGUUCUCAGAUAGCAGGCAGAAGGGUGUGCAGCAUGCUAGGUACUGAGGGUCAGUGUGCUCCUAGGUGCUAGAAAAAGGUGCUGCUGGGAUGCUGCCCUGUGGGCCACUUGUACCUAGUGAAGUGUGGUUAAGCAUCUGGAUGUUGUGUCUGGCUGCAAUCCUAACCUCUUCCUGUGCACUCUUAACUGAGAGCUUUCCCCCAAGGCCGUGUAAGAAAGCAGGCAGCUUGGGAGGGUCAGGGGGCAAGGAUGGGAGAGCCUGAAGCUGUUUGGCCUCCACGGCGCGGCCUCCAUGCCAUAGGAAGUAGCUGCAGACAGGAGCCUUCUAGCCGGUUCUGAGAGGAGGCCGGCACAGCAGCCAACCUGGACGUGGGCUGCACAGGGACCUUGCUCUUUUCAGAUGCUAGACUGGAGAAUGGAGAGGAGAGGUUGCCACACAGAGAAAGUAGAAAUGGAUCGCUAGUGCCCGCAGCAGCUGCUCCUGAGAGUUAGGCCAAAGACCCUUUGAGGAAGGGGCUGAGAGGGUGAGAAGGCGGGAAAUCCCGAAGAAGAGGCUGAAGAGACCGUUUCCAGUCACUUUCCUCAGCAGCACCGCAGUCACUCUCGGUGGUGGCUGCGCAUCUGGCGGGCCAUCUGGAAUAACCCUCCACGGUAGCUCUCCCCAGCCCACGGUCACUCCUGUAGCUCAUGAGAUAGAGGCUGUUGUCUUUGAGAUCUGUUCCUCAUCAGCUUUCCAAUCCCUUCUCUAGUCAGCUCUGUUUCCCUGCGUGCUUUCACCUUAAAACCAACGCUUCUAGAUCUCUGUCAGCAUACAUGUGCCGAAGUUGAACCCACACGGGUUCAAAGGAAGCUUCCUUAACAAUGUUUUAAAAACUAAUGGUAUUUUUUUAAGCUUACCAAUAUAAGUAUUUUUAAAGGUAUUUUUCAAAGUCAUUAACAAUGAUUGUUUUCUCUCACACACAGAUUAUCAUGGGAUAAAGAAUGGUCCCUAGCUUCUAUUUUUCAGAAAAAAUAAGUACAACAUGUUCUUGGACUUUAAUAAUAUUAAAGGUUAAUUCUCCUAAAAGAAAAAAAGAAAUAUAGUCUGUCUGCCAGAUUUUUUUUGUUGGUAUGAGAUUGGGUUAGAGACCAGGAUUGCAUUUGGAUGGCCCAGAUUGGGUUCUACUGGGUUUGAAGUGAGCACCUUCCACCACCUUGGAGGAGCUGUUUUAAACAGUGAGAAUUGAUUGCCUAGGUGCUUUGCAUCAAGGCUCCCAAACAGAAACACUGUUGGGAAGAGUCCCGUGGCAUGAACACCUGCUCAUCACCAGAGUGAGUCAAUGGGGAGUUUGCCUCAGAGUUCAGUGAGUCACUUUCCUGUCUAAUAGUUUGUUUAAGGUUAUUUUGGUUCUUUUCAUUUAGCCAAAUAAAGGCCACGUGGUUUU